CCUACGGACCAAGCACAUUGUGCCGCUCUCCCUUUUCCGAGCAACAGUGUUAGCCGAGCCUCGGCGCACAGAGCAGAGCAGCGCUUUGUCCCCAGGGAAAGAAGCUAUUUCAGACUUAACUAAGGAAUCAUCUAGCAUGUUUCAACAACCCCUACUGUUUCUCUCUUUGUUUUAAAGAUAUCAGUGUGCUUUUGUUUCAUUUGCAACUGGAGACUAAAUGACACCAAGCAGAAUCUGCUGUUAGGUUAGAUUACAAGAGCACUUUCUGAGGCACACAAAACCAUGCAGGCUACAUCUUUCAUCAGUUAUCUCCUGCUCGUCACUCUGUGUAUUGAUUUUUUUCAAAAUGGAACUAGUGCGAUUUUGAGAAGGCAAAGGAGAAGAAUGCGCUACAGAGGAUUACGAGCGAGCUCCUCCGAAGGGCGCAGGUCUCAGAGACAGCCAAGGACGAGGCUUCUGGCUCCCGUUCCUGUAGGACCCAGCAUACCCCUUAUUAAUAUUGACGAUAGCGUUAUGGGAGUAUUUGACUCUCUCGUAGGUUUGGGUGGUCAUGAAUCUAGUUACAGUGUCUUACCAGGAAAGCAGGGGCACUGCACAGCUAAUGGGAUGAUCAUGUAUGAUAAAGCUGUCUGGUCCCCCACACCCUGCAUUACUUGUCUCUGUUCCAAAGGAAAAGUGCUAUGUGAUACAACUAUGUGCCACCCUCUGAAAUGUCCCACCACUAUUAUACCUGCUGGAGAAUGCUGCCCGGUUUGUUCUGAUAUUGCCUCCUCUUUGGAUUCGAGUAUUAUUUCAAUGGAUGACCUAACUGAGUUGUCUGGUGAUUCUCCAGAACCCAGCGACAUUGGUGACCCCGUUAUACGGUCAUCAGCAAAUGCUCAAGGUGAAAAGAAUGAACUGAUUAGAACAGAAGGGGUAGAGUUCAAAGAGAAAGCGAUUCUUAAAAUGAAUGAGAAGAAAAGAAAAAGGAAAGGCCAAAAGAAUCGUCAAAAAACUUAUCACAAAGAGGAGAAGCCUGUCACAAGAAAGGAUGAAGAAGGCAGGCCAUCGUAUGAAGAGGAAGAACUACAAACUGCAAAAGAGAAAAUAAAUAAAAUGAAAAAAGAGAGAAUAAAAGAGAGUGUCGGGGAACAAGAAAUGCAAUAUGAAAGCAAUGAAGAUGAUGAUGAUAGUGUGCAUGUGUUAAGAGGUAACUCUUUCAGAGUGCCACCUCAUUUCCCAAUCCCCGUUCCACCCAUAGAAACUCCUUUGCCAUCUGGAUGUUCCAUCUCAGACACUGCAGUAAGCUGUACUAACGCCAAACUUACACAAAUACCACCAAUUUCAGAUCCAGAUCUCACAAGUCUAGAUCUCACAGGAAAUGUUAUCACUGCCAUCCCAGAUGAAGCAUUCAAUGGCAUACCUAAUUUGGAAUGGAUUGACCUGAGUAAGAAUAAUCUUACCUCUCGUGGCAUAGGUCCACAAGCGUUCAAAAUCCUGAAAAAGCUAAAACGCUUGUAUUUGGACGGAAAUAUGCUGGUGCAUAUUCCCUCUGAAUUACCAUCAACUCUGGAAGAAAUAAAAAUAAAUGACAACCGCCUUCAUGCCAUUGAUGAAGAUACCUUACAAGAUUUAAAGAACUUAGUCACCCUGGAGUUGGAAGGAAAUAAACUUAAUGAAGCAAACGUCAGUCCUUUGGCCUUCUAUCCUUUGAAAAGUCUCUCUUAUUUGCGACUGGGGAGAAAUACAUUUCGAAUUAUCCCACAAGGCCUUCCGUCUUCUAUUGAGGAGUUAUAUCUUGAAAAUAAUCAAAUUGAAGAAGUGUCAGAAAUUUGCUUUAACCAUACAAGAAACAUAAAUAUCAUUGUGCUAAAGCAUAACAAAUUAGAAGAAAAUAGAAUAGCACCUUUGGCUUGGAUAAACCAAGAGAACUUGGAAUCAAUUGAUCUCUCUUAUAAUAAGUUAUAUCAUGUUCCCUCCUAUCUGCCAAAAUCUUUACUACACCUGGUACUUAUAGGAAAUCAGAUUGAAAGAAUUCCAGGAUAUGUCUUUGGUCAUAUGAAGCCAGGGCUGGAAUACCUCUACCUGUCCUUUAACAAACUUACUGAUGAUGGAGUAGAUCCUGUAUCAUUUUUUGGAGCGUAUCACUCUCUGAGAGAGUUGUUUCUGGAUCACAAUGAAUUAAAGUCUGUGCCAUUUGGAAUUGAAGAAAUGAAAAAAUUACGUUUUCUAAGGCUGAACAACAAUAAAAUAAGGACAGUCCCUCCAGAACGCAUCUGCAGGACUCACACCCGUGAUGACGAUGAUAAUGAUAACAGUGAAGAGGAGGAAUAUCGAGAUUCACGUUUGGAACAUCUUCAUCUUGAAAACAACCGUAUCAAUACAAGACAGCUAUCACCACAUGCCUUUUCAUGCAUAAGAUCUUAUUGCAGUGUUGUUCUCAAACCACAGAAGAUCAAAUAAACACCCAAAUUUUGCAUUGCAAGUCCUAUCUCUCUCUUAAAAAAAAAAAAAAAGCUUUAUUUAUUCUCUGUUACUAACAGCUCUUAUUUCUGAUUUAAACCCAUUUUACCACUAUAAAUAAGAGAGUAUAUUAUUUAACAAAAGCAUGACUGUAUUUCCCAAUACAGUUUCAUUAUACAAACAUUAAACAUAAAAAUAAAGGCUCAAGACUAUCUCAUACAAGAGACAUCUUUAAAAGUUCAGACUUCAGAAACGAAGAAUAUAACUAAACACUUAACUUGGUCCUGUCUACUUUGAUUUUCUGAAUUUAAAACACUUCAAAGUGGUAACACCUUUAAAAAUGUUGCAUAAAAAGGACUUCAAAUUGUGCACAUUCUGAUGGAUAAAAAAUGGAUAGUGCUGGAGAAAUUUCAUGUCCAAAAAUACUGCAGCAAGAAAUGCUCUUCCACUGAAAAUUUUAAGGAAAAAUGUUUAAAAAAAAUGCAUCCAGACAGAAAUUAAUUCCUCUCCUCUUCAGAUUCUGUGUUGAAACCCUAGAAGUUUUCUGUUGGCUCUCCAAACCAGCCAAACUAUGUUUGAAAUAAUAUUUACAUAGAGAGAGUGGUAGGCCCCAUUCACUUGUACCAUGGAAAGCAUGCUCACAUUUUUAUAUUGUAUAAGAUAUCAAUAGGAUCACAUUGCCUAUAAUUCCCUCUUACAGCUGUUAGUGGAUAUUUGAAAGUUUCCAGAUAGUCAUAAAUCACCGCUGUGGAGGCUAUGUUGAGAAAGCAGCUUCAGUCAUACAUUUGACUUUAAUGGCUUAAAUAGAUCUCUGAUUCGCUAGAACGGAGUUCAAUCUCUUGAAGAUUUUUUAAAAUACCUGAGCUCAGAGAAAGGAAACACCUUUAAUAUGCCACUCCAGAGACACCUGGAGCCUAGUAAAAAUGAAACUUAAAAACUUUCUGUGUUAUUGGCAUUUCCCCAAUAGAUUUUAAUAUUGUAUUCUUUCUCCAAAGUGAUCUAAAAAAAUAAGACUUAAUUUUUUAGUUAGUGUUUUUCUUUGAAGAACAAUGUCCAUAAAAAUGAAAGUACUUCUAGUAUGUUUUGUAUUUAUUAAAUUCUAUAAUACUUUCCCAUAACAGUAGGAUGGGGUAGGAAAUGAUUACAGAUGACUGGCAAAUAAUUUUUCAGAAGAUUACCCUCUACUUUCCCCUGAACUAUUCUGUGAUAAGUUUACAGUUUUCUCCAGUACUAUAGGUACAUAGCCUGAUCACUUCCUCAGAAACUUUGCGAACAAAGGAUGCAAUGGCUCAAUACAAGGAUUGACUUUUUAAGUGCUAUAAUCAACUGCACACCAUAAAACCCUCUAAGGAUACAUAUCAACCACUAAACCAUAAUUUUUUUGCCCUCACUCUGGAAUUGUAGGGUUCAUGAUGCAUUUUCCACACAUCCCAAUCUACUGCCAAUAACUAUGCCAUAUAAUCAGCACAAACAUACUGUUCAGACGACGUUAUCACAAUGAAGGACCAAAAAAAUGUUAACAUAAUAUUAUAGACAGCAUAUAUAGAUGCAACAGCUGGAUUCUGUUUUCUCUGAAGCUGAACAAUCACUAUAAAGUCAAAAUUCCACUGUUCUAUUUCCAGAUUCUCUCUUAUUUGAAUAAAUUAUUACCUGCAAGUUACAAUAGUACUUUAUCUGCAGUCAGUCAAAAUAUAAUGUAUUUCUUGUAUGAGAUAAUCCUAAGAUAUGUAGCCUUCUGUAAAAAGAUUGCUUUGGAUACUUUGUUUCGUAAAAUAUGGUCAUAAAUCAUACAGUAUUGAUUUGUAAAUUUGGUAAAGAAUGGUCAAAUCAGCAGGCUGAGUUUACAUACAAUAUUCUGUUUUGGAUGUCUUGAUUUCACUGUUUGUGCAUUCCCAACAUUUGAAUCCUUUCUUGUCUUUGAUUUUGGCUAAUACAUCUUUGUCUGUCAAACACCAUUAAGAUCCCAAGCAUUUUUCUGACAGAGUGAAAAAUAGCCAAGUUAUUAAAAAGAUGCUUUUCCUUUAUUGUUAAACAACUUCAGAUUUACUUUUGCAGCACUGCUGAGCAGUGCUUUCAAAAAUGCAGCUAUACUAACUGUUUUGAAUCUACAGACUGACCCAAGGGUUUUGUUUCCAGGUAAACAAGCUUCUGUAUUACUCCAUUUUAUAUAUUCUCAAAAUAAAUUUAAGCAAAACA
Molecule: messenger RNA, 4638 nt
Organism: Rhea pennata
Lineage: Eukaryota; Metazoa; Chordata; Aves; Rheiformes; Rheidae
Gene: ECM2
Product: extracellular matrix protein 2
Exons: 10
Coding region: 283-2442 (719 amino acids)
Biological process (GO): positive regulation of cell-substrate adhesion; extracellular matrix organization
Cellular component (GO): extracellular matrix
Molecular function (GO): heparin binding; collagen V binding; protein binding
Source: RefSeq, a predicted model, not a curated record